Molecule: messenger RNA, 5851 nt
Organism: Loxodonta africana (African savanna elephant)
Lineage: Eukaryota; Metazoa; Chordata; Mammalia; Proboscidea; Elephantidae
Gene: ZDHHC23
Product: zinc finger DHHC-type palmitoyltransferase 23
Exons: 5
Coding region: 207-1514 (435 amino acids)
Biological process (GO): peptidyl-L-cysteine S-palmitoylation; protein targeting to membrane
Cellular component (GO): endoplasmic reticulum; Golgi apparatus
Molecular function (GO): protein-cysteine S-palmitoyltransferase activity
Source: RefSeq, a predicted model, not a curated record
GCCGCGGUCACAGGUGGGCAGCGGCGAGGCCGGGUUCCGGCGCAUCGAGGUCGGAGACGUGUCCUUCCCCAGGCCUCUCAGGCCGCGGCAGCUCCCCCGCCCGCAGGGCAGGGGUUGACGGCAAAGCUGAAAGGCACGACAGGAUGUGAGCUUUCUACCUUCACCCUCCGAAGGCUUCUUACACCUCAUGGUGGCGGGUGCAGGUCAUGACCCUGAAGGGCAGCAUGAAACCUGCUAAGAAAAAGAAAACCCAGGAGCCUGAGUUGGAGCCCCUGUGCUGCUGCGAGUACAUAGAUCGAAAUGGGGAGAAGAACCACGUGGCUGCCUGCUUGUGUGACUGCCAAGAUCUGGAUGAAAGCUGUGAAAGAUGGAUUCAGUGUAAAUCGGUACAGCCAGAGACCUGCGAACGAAUUGUGGAUACGGUUUCUGAUCGCCUCCGAAUUCCUUGGCUCAGGGGAGCCAGAAAGGUGAACCUGAGUAUUGUACCCCCACUCAUCGUCCUGCCCGUGCUCCUCCACGUGGCUUCCUGGCAUUUCCUGCUGGGGGUACUGGUUCUGAUCUCCCUCCCCGUGCUGGCACUAUGGUACUACUACCUCACUCACCGAAGGAAGGAACGGACUCUGUUUUUCCUGAGCCUUGGACUGUUCUCGCUGGGUUACAUGUACUACGUGUUCCUUCAGGAGGUGGUCCCCAGAGGCCGCGUGGGGCCCACUCAGCUGGCUGUCCUUACCUGCGGGUUGCUUCUGGUACUCUUAGCCUUGUACCGAGCCAAGAAGAAUCCGGGCUACCUCAGAAGCCCCGCAAGCAAUGACAGUUCUCUAAGCAACAGCCAAAUCGAAUACCCGAACAGAAAAGGGCACGAGAAGACCAAAGGGUUCUCUGGAGCAGAUACGUCAGGGAGUCUCAGCAAUCGAACUGGGAAGGAUGAUCUGAAGGGCUCUUCCAGGAUGGUGGCUGGCAGUCCCACUGAGGUGAAGGAGGACUGGUGCGCCAAGUGCCAGCUGGUGCGACCAGCCCGGGCGUGGCAUUGCCGGUUGUGUGGCGUCUGUGUGAGGAGAAUGGAUCACCACUGCGUCUGGAUAAAUAGCUGUGUUGGAGAAUCAAAUCAUCAAGCAUUUAUACUUGCCCUUUUGAUCUUCUUGCUCACGUCGGUGUACGGGAUAACGCUCACCUUGGACACCAUCUGUAGAGGCAGAAGUGUCUUCACAGCUCUCUUCUAUUGUCCUGGAGUGUACACAGAUUACAGCUCGGCUCUGUCCUUCACCUGCGUGUGGUACUCUGUGAUCAUCACGGCGGGCAUGGCCUACAUCUUCCUGACCCAGGUGAUCAAUAUCAGCUACAACGUGACCGAGCGGGAAGUCCAGCAGGCCCUCCGACAGAAGACUGGGCGCCGGCGCCUCUGUGGCCUCAUCGUGGACACAGGCCAGUACAGCCGGGGCUUCCUGCGGAACUGGCUGCAGUUCUCCACCCUGGGCACCCAGGUUGCCCAGCACCCCGCUGAGGACAUUGUCUGAAGUGCCUUCUGUACGGCUCUGAGGGACGGCUGCACCCUCUGUCUCUCUUCCUUUUUACACUCUCGUGUCUACGCUGGAUGUUCCUUCUUACCCCAAAAGGCUUUAUAGGGCCGUGCUCAGGUUUAGAGGCUGGAUUGGGAAGAAGUUAGUGUUUUUGACUUUAUAUCAAAGCAGUCACGUACAGCCAUUCCUUUCCAGGCCCCUUGUUAACUCAGUCAUCAGGAGCUGAGAAGGAUGUGGGCUGCAAAUGCACCAAUUGAUGGGAGCAAUUCCCAUCCAUUAGUAUGGGAGAAGGAGCUUUGGAUUAGGGUAAUUUCUAGUCCCUCUUUCAAUUCUUAAUAGCCUUGUGACCCUUAGUUGAGUCACUUCCCUGAGUCUCAGGUUCAUCUGUAAAAUGGAGUCCUGACGCCUUCCUCAGUCGGCCACCUCAAAUCGCGGUCGUGAGGGUCACACAAGGGCUGAGGCGUGUGGAAAGCACUGAUGAGCAACUGAAACACCACAGAGGUGUGACUAUCAGGAAAACCCUAAGACUGAAGAAAAUGUUUGUAGGGCAGAAUAUUGAAGCCAAUAUUAGGGUACCGGUUUGCAGCAUUUCAGUGACAAAAGCUCCGUGUUGUACCACAUUGUACAGCCACGGGAUUUCUUUUCCAAGUAUUCGACAUUAACUACUCAAAGAGGGUAGUUAGAUGGAUUUAUGACACAAUUCAUCUGGUCUUGAAAGGACAGUUGGUAACAAUGAUAGUUACUGUUUGUUGUACAGUGGUCAUAACUUUAGGUGGUAGUAGGUAUUUAUCUUCCUUCUCACAUAUUUACUCUGUUUUGGUUUACUAUAAAUAACUCUGAUAGGCAUUAAUGUUUUCUUUCCUCUUGCCAUGUUUCACCUGGUAAGGUGCUAGCAGUCUUCUCUUGAUGGCUGGAAGAGGCAAAUGGACACUCCAGUGGGAAACACUUUACUCUUUCUCCUGGUAGGGAGGCUGAUGAGUAUCAAGGGCUUGAUUUUUGUUCAUGUGUUUCCAACGCCAUCAGUUGUGGCACUGAAUUGCAAAAAACAGUCUUCUGGUGUUGGCAUCAUCCUGGCAUGGGCUUUGUCGGGAGCUGACUGCCGUCUUCCAGAUUACUUCUUACUCACCUUUCCCUUUCAGCUCCUCUGAAUAAAAGUAUCUCCCUGGGAGGGGAAAAACAGGCUGCGUAUGGUUUCCACUGAUGAACAGGCUGCUCUUCUCCCCUAGCUGUUCCCAGAAUAAGGUGUUUCUUUAAACAUGUCUCAAAAUUGAAAAUGUGUAAGAGAUUAAAUAUUUAUAUAGAAUGAAUGGGUCACUCUGACCUAGACUUAAGACGAGAAAAUUUGGGAAGAGGAAAAUAGCCCCUGAAAUGUUUGUACGUGCAGCUUUCUUGUAAUUCCAAAGAUAACUCAUGAGUCCUUAAAUUUGCCUUGGUUUAUAUUGCCACAUCUUUCUCCCUCAGAGCGGCUGGUGAAUUCGAACCGCCGACCUUGCAAUUAGCAGCUGAGCGCUCAACCAGUGUGCCACUGGGGCUCCCUAUAGCUUAGUACAGGGAAAAUAUUGCCAGUGUUUGCCAUCUUUCUGCGCAUGCGGCUUUAGCAAGCGAUUUAUAAAUGUUGGUAGGAAGUAGUGCCGCUUCCCGAAGCCCUGCCCUCUGCAGCUAGCACUGUUCCUAGACUUGCUGUUCACCAGGCUGUCCCUAAGACAGUCACCACGAUUCACUCAGGCUUGGGAGCCGCCUGGCGUCGCUCUGCCCACAGAUAUACUGACGAACGAACGUCCUGCUCUGCGUUCUGCUGGGAUGAGCCAAAGAGCAAGCGUGGGGAUGUUAGCAGAGGCCGUGGUUUCUGCAGUGACGCCCUCUCCCUGGCCCAGGGUCAGAUAAUUCAUUUGGAAUUAAAGUUGGAUGUCCUCUUACUCCUUUCUUGUAGGUUUUAGGUAGGAGAGUAGUAACAUCCAGGGCAGCGUAUGUGGCCAGAGUCAUAGUUGUUGCGUCUUGUGAAUGCCAGGUGUAGAGCCAACUCUGAUUCUUGCACAACUGGUGAUGAAAAUCCUGAGUAUAGUUUGUAGUUUAAACCUCUUGCCAAAUCUUUAACAGCAAUCAAAAUGUGAUGCGAUGAAGGUGACUGGUAUGAAAAAAGUCAUUUGGGAGAACUGAGAAUGACGAUCAUCUUCUUAACACAUCUCUGGUAGGGUUACCUGGAUGGGGUAACUCAGUUUCCCUCGCUUGGAUAGGGACACCUGGUAUAUGAUCCUGGCUCAUUGGAAGGAAGAUGAUUGUUUUAAGUUCCUUGAAAACUCACGGUUACCAGUUCAUAGAAGAAAGCUACCAUCUCUUUUAAAAGCCUAUUGAAGUGUGUGUACCCAAAAGGAACAGCAAACGGAGGCUAUCCAAGAGCAGCGUUUUAUAGGCUCUAGGACAUCCUUGGUCUCUACCUCUAGUCUUUGAGUCCUCUUAUGAUCUGGGACUACUUGAGGGAUUUUGUUAUUGGCCUUGGCUCUUUCCAGAAGGCAGGAGAACGUAUUGUGCAUCCUCUUAUGAACAAGGCCCCUGUGAAUGAGAAGCACUGGGUAAGGGCAUUGCCCUUUGAACCUACCAACCAGCAGUCCCUUGGCCAUACGAACAAGCUUCGGGCAUGAUUCUAGAAAAGCAGGUCCCCUUAUCUCACCCACAUCCUCAGCUUUGUUUACCUACCACUUACGUUCCUGUCACACCACUGCCUCCUGUUCCUGGGGACGAGAAAUGGUCUGUUUGAAAGACACAGUUAAGAUCAGGAUUGCAUGAGUGGGUGACACACAGAGUACUUCGUGGUGACAGCCAGGCCCACCUGAAGUGAAGUGACCGUUGACAGCGCCUCUUCAGUGGGCUUCUCGCGCUGCUGAAGUAGAGCCUUAAGCAUGUUCCAGGGAGAGAGUGUGCUCCUUAUUUCACCUCAGCCAAUUGUGUUUGUGUUUGUGUCGAGGACAGUGUAAGUCUCUGCUGUCCAAGUAGCGUCUUUCUUUGGUGAGUGAAGUAAUUGUCUCCCACUGUACCAUUUGCCUAGCAGAAAGAUUGCUACAAACUUUCUCUUAAGCGAUAGUCCUUGGUACUUCUAAUAUUUUUUAGCAAGAGAUAAUUUUCAGUACCAGAAUCUUCCGCUGCCAGAAAACACAAUGCCAGUAAGGUUCUAUAUAAACCUGAACACUGCGUAACAGACUCUGUUUCUUUUGGGUAGUGCAGUAGCUUUUUAUUAUAAGCUCAACUAUCAUAAGCAAAAAUAAGACAUCUAGAAGCACAGUUUUAACCAGAUGUUUAAAUAUUAAUGUUUUAUGUGGUCAAAGAUCCCUUUAAAAUAGGUAAGUCUGUAUGGACUUGGAGCAGUGAACUCUGUAACGCAUGGGGUUGCCUUGAUGACUCAAUGGCAACGAGUUUUUUUUUUUAAUAUUUACGGACUUAACGUCAUUUGAGCCAUAUUUUGGUACCCUGAAAUUUGCAAAUGAGAUUGUAGAGGCCUUCACGUCAGACAGCUGUUUGGAAUCUGGUUUUGUCGUCAGCAGCCGGACAAGUCUGACAUCUUACUUUAGACGUUGCAGGGAGACGCAGGGAGAAUGACAGCCAGGCUUAACUCAGGACUGAGGAAAUUCAGUGUGUUCCCGGGGAUGUUUGCUGUGAUUAAUACAAACUGUUUGCAAAAUCAGCUACCUUUCAUCCUGUUGCUAAUGGACAGUUCUCCACACCUCAGCGGGCAACAGGCCAAAAGGCCUAUCCGCCCCAGGCCACAACUGAACGGUCAGUAGAGGCUCUGGCUGCCUUCGAGUUGGGCGUGUCACCUUCUCUAGCCUUCCCUGUGGCACUUUCCACAUCUAGAAAAUUCAUACUGUAAAGGCAGAGCUUUUAAAAAGAGAUCUAGUCUGUUCUAGUUACGGAUGCAACUAAAACUCUUUCUUCAGAUGGAGAAAAAACGCCGAAUUACACAGCUCGCAAGCCCAACACGUUGUGAUCCUGCGGUCCGGGUGACGUGAUUGCUGGGCCUGGUAGAGGGCUUUGGAGCCUUUUCAUUUGAUCACAUUUCAGGGUCUGCUGUAGGACGAAAGGCAAUCUAGGACUAUUUAUUUACUAGUAAAUCAAUAUUUAGUGUUUCACAUAAGUGGCCCAGCAACACGAAAGGAAGCUGGGUGCUGACCACUUUGCACUGUUUUUAUAUUUGUAUUCGUGUCCUCUUAAUCACCUCAGACUCAGACACAGUCCUUUUCAAUGGAGAUUUAAAAAAAUUACUGCCAUUCAUGUGAAAUAACAUACUGUGACCAAGUUGUUCAAAUGGAAAAUAAAGUGCUUUCUUUAAAGGAAAACCGUCG